UGCUUAUUCAUUCCAUCGAUAUGACAAGUGCAUUUAUUCCGUUGUGUCCAUUCAACACUGGAGUCUCUUUUCGUUUUCUUUCGGAUACAGCCAGUUUUUCUUUUCACAGUCCAUCGUUGAGAAAGAAUCAUACUAAUUUACAUCGAGUAUAUUGGAAACUAUGUAUCAGAUCGAAUAGUGAAACUCCUGAAUGGAAACAAGUGCUCGGCAACUUUUCCACUUCCCGAGGUACUGAAAAGGAUUCAACUGGAAGGUUGGAAAUGGAUGGAGGUAAUAUUAGUGGUGGAGGAAUAGGUAAAGCUGGAAAUGGUAAAAGUGAUGGGGAUUAUUCCGAUGCCUCUCAACCUGGAAGACCUGAUGGCACAUUACUUGCACUUAUGACCAAACAUGGAUUAUCUUGGGAAUCUAUCUCAACAGAAGUUCGCCAAGCUUUUGAGCAAGGUCGAAUAGGAGAAGAUGUUGUUCGGAACUAUAUUUUAGCAAGAGCAAAUCCUGUCAGUCGUUUGUUGAUGAGUCUUAGCCAGGGCUUGAGGAAUAGAUUUCUAGCGGAUGAAAGGUUUCUGUUGAAAAUUCUUAUUGAAGAGUCUUUAGGCUUAUGUGGAAAGUUAUCUGCAGAAUGGGAACGUCGACGCGAUAGAUUUUGGAAAGAGAUUGACUUUGUUUUUGCCAAUGUCAUUAUGGCAUUUUUAGCUGAUUUUGCUUUGGUUUAUUUCCCAGCUCCUGCUAUAUCCCUUAGUGGUUCUCAUAUUUCUCAUUCUUCAUGGAUAGCCAACUUUGCAAAGGAUCUACCUGGAAGUGUAUUUCAAGUGGGUCACAGAUAUACACUUGGUCAGCGAAUGAUAUCGUAUUUUUACAAAGUCGGACAACUUUCGAUGACAGGGUUUUGUUGUUCAUUUAUUGGAGUGGCUUUGACCAACAGUAUAAUUAUGAUUCGCAAGGCACUUGACCCUUCUUUUACUCCAGAAAAUCAAAUGUCUAAUGUGUUGACAACUUCAGCAGCCUAUGGAUUGUUUCUUGGAGUUUCUGCGGGUACUCGCUAUCAACUCGUGAAUGGCAUUGAACAACAUAUUUUUCCUCGAAUCUUUUCGUCUACUCCGAAAGCUGAAAGUAUAGCUACCUUUUUAUUACGAUGGGGUAAUACUUUUUGGGGUUCACAACAGUGGGUUAUGUUUGCCAAGUUUACAGGAGUUCAGAAAAGUUCCAAUCAGGUGAAACAAAUGAUCAAGUAAAUGUGUGUUUCAUGUGUUGCUUUAUAAUAAUAACGAUACAUUCCAUUGUUUCGAAUAAAAAUUGGAUUUCGUUAUGCUAAGAUAUUGUUAUGAAUUAUUCUAUGGGUUAUAUUUUUGUAGACAAUAAACAAUGCCGAAUGAAA
Galdieria sulphuraria is the source of this 1372-nucleotide messenger RNA. RefSeq lists its product as uncharacterized. The transcript has a single exon. Lineage: Eukaryota; Rhodophyta; Bangiophyceae; Galdieriales; Galdieriaceae. The record is from RefSeq and is a predicted model, not a curated record. The coding region runs from base 21 to 1229 and encodes 402 amino acids.